UAGUGCAAACACUAACACGUGAACCAUGGGUAAUGGACAAGGUCAUGUGUCCCGGAACACCGUCGUAACCUAAGGAUAGGUUAUGCUAGACAGAAAUAAGGUAUAACGUAAUAUUUGCUGUAACCCGGGUCCUGACCGACUCCUGAAAGGCGGCAGGUGUUGAUAGGUACCGUACGUGCGUCCAGAUAUGACGGUUUCAACGUCAGUCCAGAAGUGGUGGGAUAAACCUCCUUUGAGAUGGAUUCUGACGUGGCUCCGUAUGUUUCGCCUGUUAAUCAUGAUGAUCAUAAUAUCCACUUUUAUAGUACUCUUUAAAAUUCCAAUUGUUGGAAAAAUAUUGCUGAAAUUUUCCAGAAAACUUGCUCCGCAGGGAUGUGGAAAUUUAAACGUGCGCGCAACUGUCUCCGCGCUCCGUGAAAGUUUCUGGCCACUGGUGUAUGACGCGUGGUCUGGUGAGGCUCCGCUCGGGAGGAAGGUUCCGGACACAGAUUUGUACGACACCUCAUCCAAGUCUAUCGUCAAGCUGCUCAGCUUUCAGAAGUCAGGGCGACCCCUAGUGUUGAACUUUGGAAGCUGUACCUCACCCCCGUUCAUGGCAAAGCUUGCGGAGUUCAAAGAGAUCGCCCGAGAUUUUGCCGACGUAGCUGACUUUAUAACCAUUUACAUCGUAGAGGCGCACGCUUCCGAUGGAUUGAGUAUUGAAGACUUUUCCGACAUCGACCACCACAAAACGCUAGCUGACCGCGUGGAGGCGUCCGACCGACUCCGGUCAGACGACAUGCCAUGUCCAGUUCUAGUAGACCCUAUGGAUGACCAAAACAGCAAGAUAUUUGUCACAGUUCCCGAGCGGCUAUACAUUGUCUACCGAUCCACCAUUGUGUACCGUGGAAGCUACGGGCCAUUUAAUUACAAACCCAAGGACGUGAAAAAUUGGCUACAAAAGUUCAAGAAUGAAAUGUAAACACAUGACUAAUGUUAAUAACAAAUUUGGUCUACAGGACCGCAUCCUUAAAAGCCCAAGGGCUACAUUAUCUGCACCCCUGGAAUUAAUAUAUCAUUACAAAAUCGAAUGUAAUGUGCAGGCUACAUUGCUGAUUUGAUAUACAUCAAAAGAAUCGCGUGACAGCGUAACGAUAGCGUUGACCAAAUCUGAAGUCAUUUUGUCUGAACAAAUUCCAGUGGUGCAGAGGACGUACGCUAACAUAGCCUCUGGAAUUUCGAGGAUGACGGGAUUGCAACUUUACCCCAUGUUACAAUGCCACAAUGGUGCUUGAACAUUUUUUUUUCGUAGUAUAACAAUCCGAAAGAAUAAAAUUUCACUGACAAUCAAAUAAGUUUAUUGUGACGUCACUCGUACACGUAAGCAUGCCUGUGCUUAUUCAGAGUACUGACCUACGGGCGGUAAAAUAACAGGUACAUAAUUUCAUGAAUGCCAGUUCAUAAAUGGUACAUAUACGGGAAUUUUCAUUAUGAUAUGAAACUAAAACGAACUUUUGGCAGCUAAGCAGAAAUUACAAUCGUCCAACAUCUGACCAGUACAGCAUCAAUGUUCACAACUAGUUCUAUAGAAUGACUUGAACGGAGAGGAAAAAAAACAACACUUCGGACAAUGAUGAUUAUAGUAACAAGGAUGUGAAUGGAUUACUGCUCAUAUCACGUGACCCGCUCAUAGCACGUACCAUCACGUGACCAGCUCAUGUCAUGUACCAACACGUGACCGGCUUAUUCAGGAAUUAGAUAAAGAAAUUUUAAUAAGAUUUUCUAUCGUGAUUGCAACAUACAAAGUGUAUAUAACACUAGUUAGUCUUAAACUUAUCAAUAUUGGGCUGCAGCAUUUGAUCCGGGUAAUUUGUAUAGUCGAGUUUUUCAAGUUGAAUUAUUGGUGCUUCUACUUACAUAGUCUUCAAAAUAAACGAAGUUAUACCUUU
This is a messenger RNA of Mizuhopecten yessoensis (Yesso scallop), 1928 nucleotides long. RefSeq names its product type I iodothyronine deiodinase-like. Lineage: Eukaryota; Metazoa; Mollusca; Bivalvia; Pectinida; Pectinidae. The record is from RefSeq and is a predicted model, not a curated record. The transcript is spliced from 2 exons. Gene Ontology annotation, molecular function: thyroxine 5'-deiodinase activity. The coding region runs from base 188 to 961 and encodes 257 amino acids.